Sceloporus undulatus (fence lizard) is the source of this 2829-nucleotide messenger RNA. RefSeq names its product nucleoporin 93 (gene NUP93). NCBI's taxonomy places the organism in Eukaryota, Metazoa, Chordata, Lepidosauria, Squamata, Phrynosomatidae. The coding region runs from base 233 to 2692 and encodes 819 amino acids. The transcript has 23 exons. Gene Ontology annotation, biological process: poly(A)+ mRNA export from nucleus; protein import into nucleus. The record is from RefSeq and is a predicted model, not a curated record. Gene Ontology annotation, cellular component: nuclear pore. Gene Ontology annotation, molecular function: structural constituent of nuclear pore.
UGGGAAUUGUAGUCGGUUGUAGAACCAGUCUGGGAUGCUGGGGGAUUAUUAUGGAAUGCUGUUUCGCAGACGCGCAUGCGCAGCCGCGGGUGUUGCUGGGAGAAGAAGCCGGCGGCUGUGGGCCAAUCAGAGCGUGCGGCGGGGAGCGGAGCUCCGUGACGUCAGAGCGCCCGGCUGCUGGCGGCGAAAAGAAGCAGAAAGAAGGAUUUCCCCAUAGCACCCAGCCUUGCAAAUGGAUGGAGAAGGAUUUGGUGAGCUCCUGCAGCAGGCAGAGCAGCUUGCAGCUGAGACAGAGGGCAUUGCUGAGCUUCCUCACGUCGAACGUAAUCUCCAAGAGAUCCAACAGGCGGGAGAGCGGCUUCGCUCCCGGACACUAACCCGCACAUCACAGGAGACUGCAGAUGUAAAAGCAUCGGUACUUCUUGGGUCGAGAGGGCUUGACAUCUCCCACAUUUCUCAACGGUUGGAGAGCCUUAGUGCUGUGACAACAUUUGAGCCUCUAGAGCCUGUGAAGGACACAGAUAUACAGGGUUUCCUAAAAAAUGAAAAAGACAAUGCAUUGCUGUCUGCCAUUGAGGAGUCCAGGAAACGGACCUUUGCUAUGGCUGAGGAAUACCAUCGAGAGUCAAUGUUGGUCGAGUGGGAACAGGUUAAACAAAGGAUCCUUCAUACUCUGCUGGCUUCAGGAGAAGAUGCCCUGGACUUCACUCAGGAGAAUGAGCCCAGUUACAUUAGCGAGUUAUCACCACCGGGUCGCAGUUCUUUGGACAACAUUGAGAUGGCAUAUGCCCGACAAAUUUAUGUGUAUAACGAGAAGAUUGUCAACGGACAUCUGCAGCCCAACUUGGUGGACCUUUGUGCCGCUGUCGCUGAACUGGAUGAUAAGAACAUCUCUGACUUGUGGGCUAUGGUGAAGCAAAUGACUGAUGUCUUGUUGGUUCCUGCAAGCGAUGCCUUGAAAGUCCGCACAAGCAUGGAGGUGCAGAUGGAAUUUGUAAGACAGGCACUACUAUACCUUGAGCAAAGUUACAAGAACUACACCUUGGUGACCGUUUUUGGAAACUUGCACCAAGCCCAGCUUGGAGGAGUCCCUGGAACGUACCAGUUGGUCCGCAGUUUCCUGAACAUCAAACUCCCAGUGUCUGUUCCAGGACUCCAGGACGGGGAAGUGGAAGGCCACCCUGUUUGGGCACUCAUUUACUACUGCAUGCGGUGCGGGGAUUUAAUGGCUGCCUUGCAAGUGGUGAAUCAAGCACAGCACCAACUAGGGGAAUUUAAAAGCUGGUUCCAGGAAUACAUGAACAGCAAGGAUAAAAGACUCUCACCAGCCACUGAGAACAAAGUUCGCCUUCAUUACAGACGAGCCCUGAGAAACAACACCGACCCUUACAAAAGAGCUGUGUACUGUAUCAUAGGCCGGUGUGAUAUCGCCGACAACCACAGUGAAGUGGCUGAUAAAACGGAGGAUUACCUCUGGCUCAAGCUGAACCAGGUGUGCUUUGACGAUGAUGGUUCCAACGCGCCUCAAGACAGGCUGACUUUGUCCCAGUUCCAAAAGCAGCUGCUUGAAGACUAUGGCGAAUCACAUUUUGCCGUGAACCAGCAGCCGUUCUUGUACUUCCAAGUUUUGUUCCUGACAGCCCAGUUUGAAGCCGCUAUCGCUUUCCUCUUCCGCACGGAGCGCUUGCGUUGUCACGCCGCCCAUGUCGCCUUGGUCCUUUUUGAACUGAAGCUGCUGUUGAAAUCUUCUGGGCAGAGUGCACAGCUUUUGAGCCAUGAGGCAGGGGACCCUCCAGCCAUCCGGCGCCUGAAUUUUGUCCGUUUGCUGAUGCUUUACACCCGCAAGUUUGAGUCCACUGACCCUCGAGAAGCCCUACAGUACUUCUAUUUCCUCAGAGACGAAAAGGACAGCCAAGGGGAGAACAUGUUCUUGCGUUGUGUGAGUGAGCUAGUGAUCGAAAGCAGAGAGUUUGAUAUGAUACUUGGAAAGCUGGAGAACGAUGGAAGUAGGAAGCCUGGAGUGAUUGACAAGUUUACCAAAGACACAAAACCGAUUAUCAAUAAAGUUGCCUCAGUGGCAGAAAGUAAAGGGCUGUUUGAAGAAGCUGCCAAACUUUAUGACCUUGCCAAGAACCCAGACAAAGUCCUGGAGCUGAUGAACAAGUUGCUGAGCCCUGUGAUCUCUCUGGUCAGCACCCCGCAGUCGAACAAGGAGCGACUGAAGAACAUGGCUCAUUCCAUUGCAGAGAGAUACAAAGCACAGGGAGUCAGUACAAAGAAGCAUAUUGACUCUACAUUUUAUCUCUUGUUGGACCUGAUCACCUUUUUUGACGAAUACCACGCCGGUCACAUUGACAGAGCCUUCGAUAUCAUUGAACAGCUCAAACUGGUCCCCCUCAGUCAAGAAUAUGUUGAAGAAAGAGUAGCAGCCUUCAGGAAUUUCAGCGAUGAAAUCAGACAGAACUUGUCAGAGGUCCUCCUUGCAACCAUGAAUAUCUUGUUUACCCAGUACAAGAGAUUGAAGGGCACCAGCCCAGCCACUCCUGCUAGGCCUCCGCGUGUUGUUGAAGACCGAGACUCGCAACUUCGAUCUCAAGCGCGAGCCCUCAUUACCUUUGCCGGGAUGAUCCCAUACAGAACCUCUGGCGAUACCAACGCUCGGCUGGUGCAGAUGGAGGUUCUCAUGAAUUAGAUGUUUGGGGCGAGCUGUUGGUUCCUUUUUGUCUUCUUAGUGGAUGGGUCCAGCUUAACUUGUGGGCUUUUUGUUGUUUAUGUUUUUUGUACGAUGGAUUUUUUUUGUCAACCACAAUAAAUUCCUUUGUGUUUCUA